Molecule: messenger RNA, 3415 nt
Organism: Toxotes jaculatrix (banded archerfish)
Lineage: Eukaryota; Metazoa; Chordata; Actinopteri; Toxotidae
Gene: klf5b
Product: Kruppel-like factor 5b
Exons: 4
Coding region: 121-1458 (445 amino acids)
Biological process (GO): regulation of transcription by RNA polymerase II
Molecular function (GO): DNA-binding transcription factor activity, RNA polymerase II-specific; RNA polymerase II cis-regulatory region sequence-specific DNA binding
Source: RefSeq, a predicted model, not a curated record
GGGAGAAUGAACGUUUGACAGCCGCUGCUUUGCCUGUGCAGAUUGUUUCGAAACUAAAUAACACCUAUGCUUAAUUUAUUUGUUAAAGAUUUCGGGUAGUUAGACAGUACCUCUGCUUUUAUGGCCGCUGCCGUAAGGAAUAAUGUUUGGGUUGCUCCGGGGCAGGACGCGCAGUUUCUCCAUAAAACCGCCGCACCACUGACAGCCGACGGUCUGAGAGGUGAAGAUCAUGGACAAGUUCUCUUUAGCGCGAGGGAUACCAUCCCGGGAACUUCAUCUUUUCAUGAUUACAAUUUGGGUAAAUCAGAGAUGGACAGCUACUUGUCUCCACACCCACAGGACCUUUUAAAUUCCAAAAUGUUGUGCAGGGAUGGCGCUCUGGUGCUCGAGCCGCCUCUCACAGAGGACUUUGCCUCCCCUUACAGCGUCAACAUGAGCCUGCUCCUUCCUGAUGUCACAUACCUGCACCCUGGUCUCUGCAGGACUAUGAGACAGAUUAAAACAGAGCCGUCACACUCCCUGAUGCACCCCACCUGUCAGGGCAACGGAGUGCCACCAACACUUCCAGGUGUUUUUAGUGCAGCUGACACAGCAAGUGGCAACUUUUUCAUCAAACAGGAAGUGCCAGACUUCCAGGAUGUGCCCCUGUUUCAGCUUUUGAACUCAGAUUUGGAGCAGCUCGUUCAUGGGUCGCAGCUGAACUCCAUCCCCAUGGCCCCACUAAGUCUUCCAAAUGGGAACGUCCAUGUAGGCCCAAUGCAGAAUUCUGCUAAACCCACAAGCAGUCCUCAGAGUGAAUGUUUUCAGUUUAAUCGACACGUAGGCCAUCAGCAGAGACCAACCUAUUUGCCACCUUCUCCGCCAAACUCUGAGCCUCCAAGUCCAGAAAGGGCAAAAGAGCUCCUUCACAAUCUGUCCCCCCCUCCCUCCUACGAAGCCAGCAUCGCCUCUAAGUUAAAUAUUCAGACCCAUAAUCCCAUUGAUCCAGGACAGACUUCCAGUGUAGCACCAAUCCAAAGUCCAGACCACAAUUCCAGUAUCGGAUUAGUCCAAAGUCCAGGUGCUGGACCAGUCCAGCAUUCAAGCCUGACACCAGUUCAGACAACGCCAGGCAUUGGCCCACUGUCCCCAGUGUUGGCCCAAUCAGCUCCAGUCAAGUACAAUCGAAGGAAUAAUCCUGAUCUGGAGAGGCGGCGGAUUCAUCACUGUCAUGUCCCAGGAUGCAAGAAAGUAUACACCAAGUCUUCUCAUUUAAAAGCCCAUCUACGGACACAUACAGGAGAGAAGCCUUACCAGUGCUCCUGGGAGGGAUGUGAAUGGCGCUUUGCUCGUUCCGAUGAGCUGACUCGCCACUUCAGGAAACAUACCGGAGCAAAGCCUUUCCAGUGUGGAGUAUGUAACCGCUGUUUCUCCCGCUCUGACCACCUGGCCCUCCACAUGAAGAGACACCAGCGCUAGAAACGCCCUCCUGCAAAUCAAAUCAAUCUUUUUAUUUUUCAGUAAACACGGACAAAGACCUGGCACUUACAUAUCAGCAAACAGACAAAUUAAAAACUAUGGAUUAUUCCACUUACUUCCCAGUGAAGAUAUUCUUAGCAGUGCUGGCCCACAUCUAAUUUUUUCUUUUAUUGUAAAAAGAUUAAAUAUUACUGUUGCCUUAUUUUAUUUCCAUGUCCAAGAUUGGAGGACUUUUCCUAAGGUGUCAGUCAAAAAUGAUUAGCCAAAUGUAAUAAUGAAAUAAUAAUUAUUUUCUUUAGAUUUUGUUUUACUGCUAAAUACAUGGACAAGUUUUUGGGAAAUAUCAGUGUUUAAUUUUCAAGGUUUUCAGUGUACAGAUUAUAUCUAUAAUGCAUUAUAUGGGCAUUUAUUUAAUUAACUUAAAUAGCAAACUGCCAUACUGUAAGUGCUGAGGUAGAUCAAGAUGUGUUGUUUUGGCCAGAGGGUAAAGGGACAGAGUGCGUGUAAUAUAAAAAAAUAACACAUCUGUUAGUUAAAGUUGUACCUAAAUAAGUUAUGGGUCUCAUAAAAGACAGUACGAAGACGUGAAGAGUAAAUGAAUGUUGGGAUGAGGUCUGUCUGCAAGCCGGUGAACCAUGUGGUGAGUGCAAUGCUUACAGCUUGAGUUUAACACUGCCAGAGUUAUCGGAUUCUUUGUCACUGGGGAUAACUUUACUCAAAGCAAAACAAAAUCUGUCUUUAUCUGAAAUGAAAGGAAGAUAAUGGUUAUGAGAUAUUAAUCAUAUUCAUUUGGACUGCAUUGUGAACGUUCUAUAUCUAUGCCCUUAUAAAAUAACAUACAUAUGGACAUUACAGAAAGUGUUAAAUGCUUUUAGGUAGAGAUAAAUCCAAAUGGUACAUUUUUUAUUACAUUUAUUACAGGAAUUUUAUGAUCACUAUAUGGAUUUUAUUUAAUUACUGAAAAGGUUUAACUUAUUUUGAUGGGCUUGUUUUACGCCACGCCAACUGUUUUGACUACAUGACAUUUCAGCAGCAGGUCAGAGUUAUUUUCUUUCCCCUUGAAGUUAUGAUAGACAAGUUGAAGUUCGUCCAUCUUGAUUUUGUUUUGGUUACAUUAGGGAUUUUGUUCUGCUCAUAACAGGAUUACAACAUCAUAUCACUGAUUAUUUGUCUUUCUAAGUGGUUGCAAAGUGGUAUCUCUGAGUUUGAGAUAUAUUUUUUUUUAGGCUUGGACUGAGCACCUGCCAGUCUGAACAUCUGUGAACGCUUUUGGUUUCUUUGACUACUAUCCAUGUAUUCAAACACCUUUUGAAAGUGCCUUUAACUGCUUGCUUUUUUUUUUUUUUUUUUUUUUUUUUGGAUGAAUGAAAAACAAAGCUGCCCCAUUGGGACAAUGUUCUUUUAUCAGGUACUCUACUCUGCCAUAAUGAUUGUGUAUGUUGGCUGCCCCUCCUUAUUUCCACAAUACAUCAGUUUCUAUUCAUGGCCAAAUUUAUUCAUGAUUUGAGUCUAGUUGGACAAAAUAGAUUUUUCCAAGUUUCUAUAAUUUGUUAAGAUGUAUAUAUUUUGUGUCUACUGUUUGAGAUACAGUCCAUUGAUUGUUUUUGGGUGUAUGAAAAUUUUAAUUUUUUUUUUUUUUUUUUUUAAAUUGCAGAGACUUUAUUUUUAUUUCUUGGCAAAGUCUAAGAAGGAUCAGAUUAUGAAAUAUUGUCUCAGUCUACACUGUCAUCACUUUCUCCAGCCAAGGUAGCAGCUCAGUGGAGUUUGUGCCAGUGAAUUAUUGCAAUACUUUUAAAAAAUAUAUACACAAAUAUUUUGACAUGGUUGACACACAUUAAAGUGUUACAAUAUUUUCUGUCAUAGCUUCAUAACAUGAAGAUGUAACCUAAACUGAUAAAUUGUGCUACAAAGCCAUGUGACUCUCAUAAUGCAAAUAAAAGUUUUGUGUUGAAUAUUA